Ipomoea nil (Japanese morning glory) is the source of this 507-nucleotide messenger RNA. Its product is annotated as putative SERF-like protein. Bases 132 to 359 code for a protein of 75 amino acids. NCBI's taxonomy places the organism in Eukaryota, Viridiplantae, Streptophyta, Magnoliopsida, Solanales, Convolvulaceae. The transcript is spliced from 2 exons. The record is from RefSeq and is a predicted model, not a curated record.
UAAUCCUUUUCGUCUUUUUUUUUUUUUUAAAAAAAAAAUAUUUUUAAUUUAUUUUAUAAAUUCAAUGUUUUUUCUGAACUCAGUGCAAUUUAAUUAGAAUUUCUUUGAAUUAUGUAACACAACCCGUUUGUAUGUAUGCUUUCGUUUUCCUUGACGAAAUUCAACGCGGAAAUCAGAGGGAGAAAGAUCGGGAAAAGGCUCAGGCUCGUGCGGGUAAGGGCAAGACCAAAGGCAAAGAUGACGGUUUGACUCCCGAGCAGCGCCGUGAAAGGGAUGCAAAAGCACUUCAGGAGAAGGCAGCUAAGAAAGCUGCUCAAGAAGCAGGGGGUAGCAAGGCAGGGAGUAAAGACAAGAAGUAACAUCCUUUAAGAGUCGGUGGUUUUGUGUUUUGUGGUUGUGGAUUUGUCUGUUGUUUUUCCUAACCUCAUAAGUUUUCAAUGUUUGAUGUACGAGGUUUCCAUUUUUAAACAUGAGAUAUGUUACUAGAUUUAUUUUUUAUUUUUUAUU